Molecule: messenger RNA, 1341 nt
Organism: Lachancea fermentati
Lineage: Eukaryota; Fungi; Ascomycota; Saccharomycetes; Saccharomycetales; Saccharomycetaceae
Source: the annotation of a GenBank genome assembly
AUGUCAUUUAACCAACGAAGAGGUGCCAGAAAACGCCCAGCUCCUCCGAGUGCGCUCUCAGCUCCGCAUCCAAACGCUCAACGCAACGGCAACACUAGUGGUAAUGCCAGUGAGCAACCGAACCGUCACGAACCCAAAAGGCCGAGAGUUACCAAUUCGCGUUACGCGGGCUCCAGAUACCAAGAGGGCCGUUACCAAGGCUCCACUAGAAGCGUUAACGGCCUGGAGCUACCAACCGGCCCCAAAAACAUGGUAAAAAGACAAUCCAGAUACGACCCAGGCUCCUCAAAACCCAAAAUUGCACCUGUAACUAUAGUAGUACGAGAGAGGACUUCUUCAGUUUACGAACGUAUUCAACAAGUUGGUGAAGGCACAUAUGGUAAAGUGUACAAGGCCAGAAACACACUUACAGGACAACUCGUAGCCCUAAAACGGCUCAGGUUGGAAGGUGAAAGAGAAGGCUUCCCAAUCACUUCGAUACGAGAGAUAAAACUGCUACAAGGGUUCGAUCAUCGUAACAUUAGCACACUUUCGGAGAUCAUGAUCGAAUCCCAGAAAACCGUGUACAUGAUAUUCGACUAUGCCGAUAACGACUUAUCCGGGUUGCUCAUGAAUGAGCAAAUCAAGCUCAGUCCAGCAAACUGUAAACACUUGUUCAAAAGCUUGCUUGAGGGCAUUCACUAUUUACAUGAUAACGGCAUACUUCAUAGGGACAUAAAGGGUUCCAAUAUUUUGAUCGAUAACAAGGGACAUUUGAGGAUCACUGAUUUCGGUCUUGCAAGAAAAACAAAAGAGGAUUCCGAUUAUACAAAUAGAGUCAUCACUCUUUGGUAUCGGCCUCCUGAGCUGCUGAUGGGCACUACAAAAUAUGGUACAGAAGUGGACAUGUGGGGAUGCGGCUGUCUUCUCGUUGAGAUGUUCCAGAAAACUGCCCUUUUCCAGGGUACCAAUGAGCUUGAACAGUUACAAGCUAUUUUCUCAAUUAUGGGUACGCCCACCAUAGAGCAAUGGCCAAAUCUCUUCGACAUGCCGUGGUUUUUCAUGAUGGUUCCUCAGCAAGAAAAAAAAUGCGACUCCUUGUUUGAGGAAAGAUACAGUACAGUAUUACCCACUCGGGCAUCCUUUGAACUUGCACAAGGCUUACUUCUGUACGAUCAAAAUCAGAGGCUAACAGCUUCGGAAGCAUUGAAACAUUCAUACUUUCAUGAAGAGCCCAAGCCAGAACCCUUAGAUUUGUCGGGUUUUGAUGGCUGGCACGAAUUUGAAGCGAAAAGGCAGCGGAGGAAGGAAAGAGAAGAGCAAAAGAGGAAAGAAAAGUCAGAUCCUCCCCAAGUUUCAUAG